Chanos chanos (milkfish) is the source of this 1579-nucleotide messenger RNA. It is a transcript of the gene btbd3a, whose product is annotated as BTB (POZ) domain containing 3a. Gene Ontology annotation, cellular component: cytosol. Gene Ontology annotation, molecular function: protein binding. The record is from RefSeq and is a predicted model, not a curated record. NCBI's taxonomy places the organism in Eukaryota, Metazoa, Chordata, Actinopteri, Gonorynchiformes, Chanidae. Gene Ontology annotation, biological process: dendrite morphogenesis; neurogenesis; cerebral cortex development.
UCAUCUGUAUUACCCGUUUUCUCGACAUCUGCACGGUCUCGAAAGGAAAGGAAUAAAGAUCUCUGCAAUGAAAUCACCGUAACACCGUAACAGGUAUAAAAUGGCAGCAGAGCUGUACCCUACAAAGAAACUGACCCCAGUAUCAGCUACUGCAACUGCCGUCCAGCAAUUCCAGCAACAGAACGUCAGCAACAACAACAAUACCAUUCAGGGCUGCAACUGGCAGGGUCUUUACCCUACCAUCCGUGAAAGAAAUUCAGUCAUGUUCAACAAUGAGCUGAUGGCAGAUGUCCACUUUGUGGUUGGCCCUCCCGGUGCGACACAGAGAGUCCCGGGACACAAGUAUGUCCUGGCCGUAGGCAGUUCUGUGUUCCACGCCAUGUUUUACGGAGAGCUGGCAGAGGAUAAGGACGAAAUCCGUAUCCCUGACGUGGAGCCGCCCUCUUUUCUGGCCAUGCUGAAGUACAUCUAUUGUGAUGAGAUUGACCUCUGUGCUGACACUGUGCUUGCCACCCUCUACGCUGCCAAGAAAUACAUCGUUCCCCACCUGGCUCGAGCUUGCGUCAACUUCUUGGAGACCAGCCUCAGUGCCCGUAACGCUUGCGUGCUGUUGUCCCAGAGUUGCUUGUUCGAGGAGCCUGAUCUGACCCAACGCUGCUGGGAGGUGAUCGACGCCCAGGCCGAACUGGCCCUAAAAUCGGAGGGUUUCUGCGACAUCGACGUCCAGACCCUGGAGAGCAUCCUCCGGCGCGAGACCCUCAAUGCCAAAGAAAUGGUGGUGUUCGAGGCGGUGCUGAACUGGGCAGAGGCCGAAUGCCACCGUCAGGAUCUUCAGCCGACCAUCGAGAACAAGCGCCUGGUCCUGGGCAAGUCCAUCUACUUGAUCCGGAUCCCGACCAUGGCCCUCGAGGACUUCGCCAACGGUGCCGCGCAGUCCGGAAUCCUCACGCUCAACGAGACCAACAACAUCUUCCUGUGGUACACGGCGGCCAAGAAACCGGAGCUCCAGUUUGUCUGCAAGCCUCGGAAAGGCCUCACGCCUCAGAGGUGUCACCGCUUCCAGUCCUGCGCCUACCGCAGCAACCAGUGGCGUUACCGGGGCCGUUGCGACAGCAUCCAGUUCGCCGUGGACAAACGGGUCUUCAUCGCCGGGUUUGGGCUCUACGGUUCCAGCUGUGGUUCCGCCGAGUACCAGGCGAAGAUUGAGCUGAAGAGACAGGGCGUGACUCUGGGCUUGGCCGUCAUCAAGUACUUUUCCGACGGUUCCAGCAACACGUUUCCCGUGUUCUUCGAGUACCCGGUUCAGGUAGAACCGGACACGUUCUACACGGCGAGCGUGAUUCUGGAUGGGAACGAGUUGAGUUAUUUCGGACAGGAAGGCAUGACGGAGGUACAAUGCGGGAAAGUGACGUUCCAGUUUCAGUGCUCGUCAGACAGUACCAACGGUACGGGCGUGCAGGGGGGGCAGAUACCAGAGCUCAUUUUUUACGCUUGAUGGAGACACGAGAGCAGCACUGGUGGUGUAAAACAGUGCUAUUCCACCAUGGCCCUUAAACCCACGAGAUCCACUUUUGCCAUC